Molecule: messenger RNA, 1471 nt
Organism: Hymenoscyphus albidus
Lineage: Eukaryota; Fungi; Ascomycota; Leotiomycetes; Helotiales; Helotiaceae
Source: the annotation of a GenBank genome assembly
AUGGCACCAUCCAACGCCGUCGCGCCAGACGCACCAUAUUUCACACCCCUCCAAUCACCACCCGUCGGAACAGCACUAUCUCCCAAUCCCCCAACGCUCUUCACCCCUCAAAAUCCGGGAAGUGACAUUCCAAAACCGAAUAUGUAAGACCUCAAUUUUCCCUUCAAUUCCCUCAAUCUCUCCCUAUCUCCCCCCAUCACAAUACAAUCGCAUACUAACCACAACCAGGGGUCGCACCAAUGUGCAUGUACUCCGCCCACGCCGGCCACCUAACCGACUUCCACCUCAUCCACCUCUCCUCCUUCGCCUUCCGCGGCGCCUCCCUCACCAUCGUCGAAGCGACCUCCGUCCUCCCGGCCGGACGCAUCAGUCCCGAAGACGCAGGGCUGUGGCAAGACUCCCAAAUUGCGCCGCUGAAAAAAGUCGCGGACUUCGUGCACUCCCAAGGCCAGAAGCUGGGUGUGCAGUUAGCGCAUGCGGGGCGGAAAGCGAGUACGCUCGCUCCCUGGCUGGGGGAGAGGGGCAAGGCGAGUUUGGCGACGGAGGAGGUGGGAGGGUGGCCGGGGGAUGUGAAGGGUGCGAGUGCGAUUCGGUGGGGGGAGGGGUUUGCGGAGGUGAAGGAGAUGACGGUAGGAGAUGUGGAGGAGGUGGUUGAGGCGUUUAGACAAAGUGCUAUACGAGCUGUGAAGGCGGGCGUGGAUGUUAUUGAGAUUCAUGGCGCGCAUGGGUAUCUGAUUUCUUCGUUUCUUAGUCCUAUCAGUAACCGUCGGACGGAUCGAUAUGGAGGCUCGUUUGAGAAUCGCAUCAGGCUUUUGAUGGAGGUUAUUGAGGUUAUACGCGGUGUUAUUCCUGAAGGGAUGCCGUUGCUGGUGAGAGUUAGUGCUACGGAGUGGAUGGAGGAGAAGAGUGAGGAGAGUUGGGAUGUCCCAUCUACGAUUCGUCUUGCGAAACUACUCCCUGAACUCGGGGUCGAUUUGCUAGAUGUAAGCUCAGGUGGAAACAACGAGGCACAGAAGAUAGAGAUGCAUUCCGACUUUCAAAUCGGGAUUGCAGGACAAAUCCGUAAAGCGUUGUUCGAAGCUGGGAUCAAGAACUUGUUGAUUGGAGCUGUGGGGAUGAUCACCGCGGCAGAAGUUGCAAAAUCUAUCGUUCAGAAUGCAAACUCUGGAACGGGAACAGAAGGAAUGGAAGGGGAGAAGGAGAAGAAGACGUUAGAAAUAGAAGAUGAGCAGGGGAAGAUUGCGAAGGCGGAUGUGGUGCUUGUUGCACGACAGUUUUUGAGGGAACCCGAGUGGGUCCUCAGGGUUGCACAUAGACUUGGUGUGCAAGUCAAGUGGCCGAAUCAGUAUUCUCGGGCGCCUUUUCGAAGGAGGAGCAAGAUCUGAACAGGCUUUUUUUAGAGCGUUUUGUCGCCUCUGUCGCUUCGGGAAAAGAGGGCAAUGAGAUAGAGGCAUGAGAUUUGAGAUUAUAC